AAAUGCCUCGCUAAUUCAAUCUUUUGGACUCUCAAGACACGCUCUGACGAUAGCGCGCAGAAGUUGAGAGCGGACAACAUGAACUCGUAUCCCUCCGAGUUCCUAUGUCAUCCCCAGCCUCUCAUGUUUGUAGCUGGCCUCUUGGACCCGUCAACAUCAUUAUCAACAACAACAAUUACGAUCCCAACGAAUACGAGAGACAGAGCGGCUUCUACCUCCAGUGCAGCUGGACCAAGCUCUAGGAGACCAUCUGAAAAUGACUCCUUUUCGAGCAUGAUGACCAGCACGACAACCCUCGAACCUAACACGACAUCGAUAGAGCUCUCGCCGGGAUCCACACCCGCCGAUACACCUGCUACUUCCAGUACAUCUUUACCCUUCUCACCGCCUGUCCAGCCUGAAGACGCAAAGGAGACUACUGUCUUAGAUUCAUCUCCUCAGGACAAAGACUUUAAGAGACUUUUGGAAGAUCUCAGAGGUGCUCUCAGUGGUAUGCAACAGAAAGGGAAAGUUUGGCUGCCGGUCAAAGAGAGAAAAGACUUCAGAAUAAUCCUCGUGGAUAAGAACGUCCGACUGCCCAUCAGAAAAGUAUCUACAACAUCUACCAACGAUCCACAAUCAUCGCCUCGCUCACCUUUAUCCCCUCUUACCCCUUCUUCUCCUCUGUACCCCGACGGACUGAUAGCUCCGGUAUGGGUCAGGAAACAUGCUGAGCUCGUUCCUUCGGUAUUCGUCCUCUUCUUAAGACUCUACGAAGCGCCAGAUCCGAGUGAUCCGAAUGCAAGAACCACGGAACAAGAAAUGGACAAUGUCCUCGUCGGAGAGAUAGGGGACCGUAGAAGGAGGUUAGGCGAGAGAGGGAUAAAAUUGACCGUCGUGCUCAUGGCUAGCACCGAAGCUCUAGAUUCUCCAAACCUUGACGCUCGACUUUCAUACCUUCGUCGCGCGAGCGCAUUGUCAUCCAAAGCUUCCCUGUUCGUCCUUACGCCCGUUCCAGCGGAUCAACUACCAGACUUUGUCCAGUCCCUACAGGAUGCCCUAUAUGAUUCCGCUAUGGAGUACUAUUCGAAUCACAUGAAACGUGUCCGAAGGAAAAAGGCCCGUUUGCCCGCCAACCAGUAUGGGGCGUUACUCGGAGCAGAUCGAGGGAGAGCUUUGGGAAGUCAGGGCUGGGGCGUGCGUUACGAUUGGAAAGCUGGCUGGUUUGCCGAGGUCAAGGGAGAGACAGAGGUCGCUAGAAGGCAUUACGAAGACUGCUGGAACGAGCUGGCGAGGAUGUUUGCAUCGACCCAGACUCUCCCUCCGCGCACAAAAAGAUGGGCCGAGGCCAAAGUAUUGGCUGAUUGUGUAGCUGUAAAAAUCUGCAAACUCAUAUUGUACGAAGGAGGUGGUCCCAAAGUUCUCGGACCAUUCUUCGUCCACCUCAAACGUUUUGGUGACCUCUCUCGGGGCUGGGGAAUCGGAGAAGACACCUUCGAGUUCUGGUCCUGGAUCGCGAGACAAUACCGGAUCUUUGCCGAAUUACUCGAGUUCGCCGUGCAGAAUGGUCAGCAAGUCUCUACGUUUCCUCCCAUAUCACCCGACAUGGCGAUGCCGGAACUUGUGCCAGGCAAAUCAGGUGUCAAUCCACUCCAGAUCCUCCAGCCCCCUGCUUUCUAUUUCUACAUGGCUGCUUCUUGUACCUUACAACGUCAUGAACGCUUCCUGGUCGCGAAGGCUGCAGAGGAGGAUGCCAUGCAAUCUGAAGCCGGAGCAGCCUCUGGCUACGUAUCUGCCGCUCCAGGCUAUAGCAAUGAAAAGAAGGUUGAUCAUGCAGGGUUGACCGUCGAGCUUCUCACCAAAGCAUACACACUGGUUUUGGCUCAGACUCCGCCGCAAAUCCGUAUAGCGGCCUACCUCGCGUUCAGGAUAGCUGAGACACAUGUGCGAGCGGGUCAAUACGAUUCAGCGAUGAAAUACUUUGACGAGCUGUCACUCCAAGACCAAUGGGAACCCAUCGUGAAGCAGACGCGUGCGCUGUGGUACGAGUCUGCUCAGCGAACUGGAAAUGUAGAAGCUGCUGCGAGGCUUUUGAUCGAGAUGAUCUGUCCUGGGAGUGGUCUGCCAUCAAGCGAGAGGUCAACACUACAAGAUGACUUACUGUCAGUUCUCAGAACAACGGCUCCAGCCAAUGGCCCCUUCAGCAUGACCAUGCCAUCUGAAUCAGCGCUUUUGGACGUAUCUGCUGCAUUCUGGACCGACGAAGUCCAGCUCCCCGGCUCGGCAUCGUAUCAAUUCUGCCUAUCUUGUCCAGAGUCCGUCGACAUAUCUUCUCUUUCGUUCGAUCGGCUCGUCUUGUCUUUCUCUGAUCGACCAGACGUGACUAUCAAAUCGGUGCCAGGUGUCGAGCGACCGAUGACGCAGGUGGUAGACUUGGCGUCUAGCGAGGACACUCGAGCUGCAUUGAGAUGGUCCCCUGGGUCUCGAGUGAUCAUAAAUGGAGAGCUAGACGGACUUGCCGGGAGCGUAUCGAUAUCAAACGUCCUCUUGGUCCUGAAAGAAGGCCCUUGGGAGAUCGACUUGCAGUUCCGACCGCCCUUCCCCACACAAUGGCACACAGCCAAAGGAUCAAUUGCACCAGCACAUGAUCUCUCUUCCUUCGUCUCAUUCGUCACCCGCCCAUACGACAUCUCCAUGGAGGUCAAUCAUCAUCCAUCCGCAUUUGUCGAUGAAUCACUACCUGUCCUGGUUCGUGUAACAAACAAGGAUGAUCGACGAGUCGAGGCCAAAUUGUCUGUCUUCCUCCAGCCAGCAGAGGAAGAAGAUGGCUCAUUCAUUACGUAUCUUGGCGAAACGUCUAAAUCAUUGUUUGAGGACCUUCAGCUCGGUACGCUGCAGCCUGGAGCUUCCAUCGAAAAAUCUAUCACGCUUCAAUCCCCUCACCCAUCGACGAAAAUAAUAGACUUUUCCCUGCAUACGAUCGAUUCGUCAAAUCCUUCAAUCUGGACGAGCGAUAAUGAGGACUCGAUACAAGAGACCACCUACACAGCCGUCAUCCCUGUUCUGCCACCGUUUGAAAUGAUGACCAGGAUAGACACUACUCCGAGCUUGAAUGGAGAUCCGCAGGCAUGGACCAUAGUCAUCUCGGCCAUCUUGACUUGUCCCAUACCUAGAAGAGUAUACGUACACGGGAUAUCGUUGGCCAAAGGAGAGCUUGAAAUUGUCUCCUCGUCGCUCGGCAAGGACACGUUCCCACAAGCGUGGGAUCAAGUAACCUCUUACGCCGUGUACGCCAAAUUUCAGACCACUCUGCCCUCUUUGAAACCUCCUGCGUAUCUCGUCUGCUCCUGGAAAAGCGACGAAAAAGCGGCGUUGAUAGAGACGCGCUUACCCCUACCUCUCCUGAACCCUCCUUCGCCAGGCUCGGGAAUCUCCGCAAGAAUUGCACCGCCAACCGUUGUUCAUCUCAACCAACCAUUCUCCAUCUCUGUCAAUCUCACCAACAUGCACAGGACACUUGCCUCCUCUCUCAACAUUGAAAUCUCAACAGGAGAAAACUUUGUAUGGCGCGGUAACCGGAUCAUCCGUCUUCCUGAUCUCUUGCCCGAGGAGAAGACUACGGUCGACAUGGAACUCGUUGCUGUCGGUGCCACAGGAUGGUGCACUUUGCCCAAGAUCACUAUUUGGGAAGAAGAUUCUAGCCCUGGCGAGGCUGGAACAGGACUCGAAGUACGUCUAGUUGAUGGUCGGAAUGGAUCGGAGAUCAGGGAGGGCUUGCAGGUCUUUGUGAGACCGUAGAGCAUGUUCAUGUGGUCGCAUGGAAACA
This is a messenger RNA of Kockovaella imperatae, 3805 nucleotides long. RefSeq names its product Foie gras liver health family 1-domain-containing protein. Lineage: Eukaryota; Fungi; Basidiomycota; Tremellomycetes; Tremellales; Cuniculitremaceae. Bases 79 to 3777 code for a protein of 1232 amino acids. The transcript is spliced from 19 exons. The record is from RefSeq and is a predicted model, not a curated record.